AGCCUUGUAAAUUCCAGCAAGACCUCUCAGAGCAGAAGGAAAGCGUGAGCUUGAGCCAAAAAUCAGGCCAAGUGGAACAGGAGGAAAUGUCAUCAUUGGUAAAGGAGGACUUGCAGAAGAAACUGUUCAAGCCACUCUCGCAGAAUCUGUACGAGUUUAUAGAAAUAGAGUUCUCGGUCCAGGACAGGUAUUACCUCUGUGUGUCAGUGACCAAAAAUGAAGAAGUUAAAAUAAUUAUGGUGAAACACUACAGAAUAGGUUUAGAUGAAAAAUAUGAAGUAACAAAAAAGUGGUCUUUGAAUGAUCUGCAAAUGAUUGAUGGAAAAGAAGCAGAUACAGACAAUCCAUUUUUUGAUCUGCACUUCAAGAAAGUGUACAGUUUAGAAGCAUAUAGUUGUGCUUCUAAAUAUGCCUUCGCUCGAACUGUAAAUAAGCUGAAUCAUGCAUACCUGAAGAAAGACUUACAGAUUGUGAACUUUGAUUCUACUUAUAUUAAUGAUGAUUCCAUUUGGUCCUCCAAUAACAAGGAUUGCUUGGUCCUCAUGAGAAUAUGCUUUUAUGCUUUCAAUCUUGUGUGCUUGUCCCUAUGUCCCCUGCCACUUUGAAGAUACAUUCUAUAUUCCUUCAUCAGUGCCCUAGAAAGGUAGUUUACCAAGUAAGUACUGAUAGUCAAAAAUUUUUCCCUUCAUCAGUAGCAAUUAUUUAUAUGAAAAUAAAGUGAU
Heterocephalus glaber (naked mole-rat) is the source of this 722-nucleotide messenger RNA. RefSeq names its product exocyst complex component 1 like (gene Exoc1l). The record is from RefSeq and is a predicted model, not a curated record. Lineage: Eukaryota; Metazoa; Chordata; Mammalia; Rodentia; Bathyergidae.